Wickerhamiella sorbophila is the source of this 1905-nucleotide messenger RNA. RefSeq lists its product as hypothetical. The record is from RefSeq and is a predicted model, not a curated record. Lineage: Eukaryota; Fungi; Ascomycota; Dipodascomycetes; Dipodascales; Trichomonascaceae. The transcript has 2 exons. The coding region runs from base 1 to 1905 and encodes 634 amino acids.
AUGUCGAAUGCCUUAAAGGCAGGCCGUUUAACCCGACAACUAAAGCCGCAAGAGGUAGUACAGUCGCUGUUAACGGAGUCGAAACGACAUAGAAAUAAAAUCAAUGAUUCGUUUUGGGCCAAGGUACGCCAGAUCGCGACCAAACAACCCGGCACGUCGCAUCCGGAUCAAUUAUUGAUUGAACUGUUUGAGGCUGCGUCAAAGCACUCGCAAACUAUAUUUAUUGGCAGCCACUUGCUACAAAACAAUGUCAGACUGCCCGAAAAGCAAGAAUCCCUAUUUAUACUGGCUUUGGCCCAAAAAGACCCCGACCAAGCAAUCCGACUAUGGCAGACGAGAAAAGUCUCGUCAGAGUAUACUAAUUUCUGGAAAAACGUCGGAGUCCAGCUUUAUUGUGCUCUAGGAAAGCUGAGUAUUGCUGAAACCAUUGCACAAUCUGCAGAAUUGACCGCCAAAAGUAUUUAUUUUCUGCUCAAAGCAUAUUCCGUCUCGGGUGGGCCGAGGCUUGAGUACUGGACACAGGUUUUAGCAGAACGAGGAUCAAAAUCCGAUCUAAACCAAGCAGCAUGUGUGCUGUUAAGGCGUGGUCAAAUCAGAGCUCUCACUCCGUUGGUUUCCAAGUUGGAGGGCGACCUUGGGCAGCGAACCGUCACCAGCAUUCUUGGAUCCACAAAUAAUCGGGUCGCUGCAGCUACUGCAUUGUCCAUCAAACCCGAAAUUGUAUCUGACAGACGCUUUGUAAAGUCUUGGAUGCAAUCUUUAGAUCCUGAUCUGGUUACUCAGAUCGCGCCGCUAUUUCAGAACUCUAUCUGGGCAAAGAAUGAGCUCAUUGAGUCUUAUCUGAAAAAAGAUCAACUCGAUUCGGCUUUGAAACUUUUCCAAGAGAUGAUAAAACAUGGGCCCCGUCCCACAAUGGCAACAAUUCACCGGUUUGUUUCAUACGGGAUCUAUCGAAAGGAUACGCGAUUGGUAGAUGAGAUGAUCGCCAAUUUGCAGAACUUAGCAACACAGACCACUGAUUAUAGCAGAACAAUGCAACUGGUUGUCAGGUAUCUCUCCUUCAAAAGACAGUACAGGAGUUUGCUAGUUCUGCUUAAAACCAUUCACAUGUCCAAGCUGCAGCACUCGAAUUUUGUUGCCAUAUGGAAGGCGUUGUAUGCAUGCGCUAGAUCUGACCCUUUCAUUUUGCAAUCAGAUUUUGAUCUGCAGCAUUUUUUUGUUGAUAUGAUCCAGCGGCCGAACUUUCGAGUUGACAAACAAGUGUUCCAGCUGGCAACACGGACCUUUUUGCGGAUCAAAGACGUCCAUUCCGCUGCGUUUGCAGUAAGGUACAUGUCUGAAAUAGGCAAUUUACCGAUCGAUGAUGAGUUUGUCCGCGGCCUGCGUGAACUGUCAAAAACGGCAAGUCCUAGCCACAAUUGGAAAGGACUAGUGGAGCAAAUACAUCUCUUCAACCCUACCAGGUGCAUUUUCUCCAUGAAGAUUUUUGCUUUUACGCUGAUCACUUUGGCCAUUGCCAUGAGCUUUGAAAACACAUACCGCCGUAUGAACAAACUGCCUGGCACAGUUGCCUUUAACCAGCUCCCGGGGCUUGCGUCCACUGUAAACUACAAUCGUGACGGCGUGUUUCUGAAUAUUCGUGCUCUCAACUACAGCGGAACUAAUGGUCAACCCGGAGGCAGCGCGGUAUACCGAGAGAUCUGUGAUUGUUUAAAAGAUAGCCAAGGAGACAUCAAAGACUACCGCUUGCGUUGUGCCAAACUCUACGACAAAAAGGGCGAGAUACGUGUCGCAUACGGUACAGACGAGCACGAGACGCAAACUGAGCAGCUCUGUUGGCGGCCCGAAGAGCAUCUUGGCAUGCUCGUAUGCUCGUGCGAUUCAUUGAAUCGACUUUACAUAUGA